Messenger RNA from Metarhizium acridum CQMa 102, 2028 nucleotides. The record is from RefSeq and is a predicted model, not a curated record. Lineage: Eukaryota; Fungi; Ascomycota; Sordariomycetes; Hypocreales; Clavicipitaceae.
AUGUUCCGCCACAGCACCCUCACCCUCUCGAGGGCAUCGUGUCGUGUGCCUCGCGUCGGCCUUGGCCUUGUCCGCAGCGACGUCGCCGCCGCCUCCCGCCGAAGCAUCCAGGGCCCGGGGGGCUUCUCGCCCCUCCGGCCGCCAUCGCCGGAAGAGCUGGGCGCCCCGAGGGCAGCCAAGCAGUACAAGAAGGGGAGGAGAUGGACGCGCUGGCUGGUCGUGGGCCUGGCCGCAGGCGGCACGAUAUACGUGGCAGACCGCCAGAUUUACGCCUCGGGGUUCGCCAGGACGCUGCGCACGUUUACGACGACGCUCCUCGUUGCCCUCGACUACAAGGUCAACUUCAGGCCGGAGCCGCUGACGGCCGGUUCUGUGCCGGAGCUGCACGCUCGCAAUGCGGAGCGGCUGUUUGACUUGCUCCGCGCCAACGGCGGGCUGUACCUCAAGAUCGGCCAGGCGAUUGCCAUGCAGAGCGCCGUCCUGCCGCCCGAGUUCCAGAAGAUGUUUGGGCGCAUGUUUGACGACGCGCCGCAGGAUGACUGGAGGGACGUCGAGGCCGUGAUCCGGAGGGACUUUGGGAAGAGCGUCGAGGAUGUGUUUGGCGUCAGCUUCACGGGCAAAGAGGGCAUGGGCGUCAUGGAGCGCAAGGCGAGGGCGAGUGCCAGUGUUGCCCAGGUCCACUGGGCGAGACUGCCGGAUGGGCGCGAGGUGGCCAUCAAGAUUCAGAAGCGGGAGAUUGCCAAGCAGAUUGCUUGGGAUCUAUGGGCUUUCAGUGAUGGGGAGGACGAGGAGAGGAUCCUGACAAAUGCACGCAGGGCCGUUACAUGGAUCUACUCCAAGUGGUUCGACCUCCCGCUUUACACACUCGUCCCCUUCAUCACGGAACGUCUCGAGUUAGAAACGGAUUUCCUAAACGAGGCCCAAAACUCAGAGACGAUGAGAAAUCUAGUCAACUCGGAGAGCAGCCUCAGGGGCCGAGUCUACGUGCCCGUCGUCUACUCCGACCUCACCACGAAGCGCGUGCUGACGACGGAGUGGAUCGAAGGCGUCCGGCUCUGGGACAAGAAGGCCCUCACGUCGCGCUGGCUUGGCGGCCACGGCAAAGGCUCGCCGGGUGCGAAGACGGCGCUGCCGCCUGUAGACAUGGCCGCCGCCCGCCGAGAGCUCCGCGCAAGGCCCUACAAUGAGAAGAUCAAGCCCGAGCGCCAGGAGUGGAAGGGCGCCCGCGGCCGCGGCGGCCUCGGCCUCUCCACCAAGGAAGUCAUGACGACCAUGGUCGACUUGUUCUCGGCGCAAAUCUUCAAAUGGGGCGUCGUCCACUGCGACCCCCACCCGGGCAACAUCUUCAUCCGGCGUCUGCCCAGCGGGCGUGCCGAGCUGGUCCUCAUCGACCACGGCCUCUACGUGUACAUGUCGCCGACGUUUCGGCACCAGUAUAGCGCCUUUUGGAAAGCCCUCAUGACCUUUGACAACAAGACCAUCUCGAGGGUCACGUCGGAGUGGGGCAUCAAGGGCGCCGACUUCUUCGCCAGCGCCACGCUCAUGCGCCCCUACGAGGGCGGCGACAACUCGCUCCGCAACAGUAUCAAGAAUGACUUGGAGGGCAAGACGCCCGCGGAGCGACACUACGCCAUGCAGCAGCUGAUGAAGCAGAGUCUCCGCGAUAUGCUGGCCGACGAGGAGAAGUGGCCCAAGGAGCUUAUCUUCAUCGGAAGAAAUAUGCGCAUUGUCCAAGGGAACAAUCAGUAUCUGGGAUCACCCGUCAACAGGGUCAAGAUGAUGGGCGAGUGGGCGAGCAGGAGCCUGUUCCAGGAUAAGAACCUCCCCGUGACGCAGAGGAUGACCAACGCCUGGAGACACUUGCUCUUUAAAACAGUCAUGUUUGGGACCGAUGUGGCAUUUUACUUUUUCAAGCUGAGGCAGUGGUUGGGACUGGGGGGUGGCAUGGAAGACGAGAUGGAGAGGAGAAUGAGAGGUGUCGCGCAGGACUAUGGCAUUGAGUUGCAGCAUGAUGUUUUUGAGGGAUAA